UUGCAUGAGCAACUGUUUAGGCGGGCUCUUCAGGGAUGAGAGAGACAUGGCUAAAAUGCGUAUCGCUCGAACACGUAUCAAAGAUUGAGGCAAAACUUAUCCAGAAAUAUAAAACAGAGAGCUCUCUCUAUCUUGUUGGACAAGGUGUCCCGUGUCCCGCCCUUGGUGAAAAACUUAAUUCAAUGCGCCUGGGAAGCAUAUUCUUUGCCGCCUAGGUUUUUUUUUGAUACCGAGCGUGUCGUACAUCGUUUGGCAAGUCAACUUAGCCAGCCAUUCGGCUAAUAGGAUGCCAACCGAAGCCUCCAAAUCGUCUAGCAUCACCAAAAUCUUCACAUACCGCAGUUCACCCUACUCUGUCUGGCAUACCCAAAAUCUCUCUAUCUCUCUCCAUAUAUAUAUAUAUAUGUGUGUGUGUGUGUGUGUGUGUGUUUGUGAGGAAACCGUAUUUCCGUCGGGCCCCUUCCAAUCGGAGAUGUGACCAUUCCCGCAGACUGCCCAGAGGUCACCGGGUGUCGCACACCCGUGUCUUGAUAGCCAAGUUUUGGUUGCGCUCUUGGCCACUCCUCUGGAGAUUCUGUGAUAUUUCACUGCUGGUCGUAUGACACAAGCUCCUGAAGACCAGGCGUUAGCGGCCGGCCGGCUCGCCUGCAGACAUUUCUCGAGUUGUGGCAGCAGAUAGUCUGGCUUUCCACGCCUAUCGGUUCAUCUCUGAAGUGGAAUUCUCGAGCGAAUGUGCGUGUUUCACAGCUUGCCUAAAACGUGGGAUCGGUGAGACUUGUUGUAGAGUCGAAUUCUAUGACUCUUGGUUUCGGAACAUGCUUUGGCAAGGAGUAUUAUGCUAUCAUCGGUGACCCCGCCGUUGUUACUUAUAUAGAUAUAUGUAUAUAUAUAUAUUGUAUCUGAGUCUCCCACCCUACUGGAAACCAGUGGGAAGGCACAAGUUUGGCAAUGGCGGGUAGAUGCUUGCCAUUGACAGGGAAGUUUUACCGAACCAAAUCUCCCUAAGAUUCUCUUGCUUGAGCUUUUCUAUCUAUGUCUUCUCUGAAACCCUUGCCAACAAGAGAGAAAGGUUCCGAGAACUUGAUAUUCGUGUGCUUUUGUUCUGCUUUGAACCACCCACUGUCCUGUUGUUUGAUACAAAUGCCAAUAUCUAGCUGGGCAUGUUAUCAUCAAGCAAGUCUUGCUGAUACAACAAUAUCCGAUACCUAAAGGGAGGAGAAAAAAAAAAGAAAGCAAGAAAGAAAGAAAAACCCUCCCUCUCAGGCAAUUCCAUAAUAUUCAAACAUUUGACGCUACUUUCAAUGCCAGAAUGGAUGUUCUGGACAGCAGCGGUUCCGCCCCUUGUGGUACUGUAUGUUUCGCACAAACGAGUAAAGAUCUCGAUGCGGGCCACUCAUAUGUGUAUUUACUCAAGUUACUAAUCAUCAUAAUUAGUAUCACUGUGGUAAAUGUAUGUACAUACAUGAACGAGAAGAACAUUCAGGACCCAAAUGAGGGACUUUUUGAUGUUGGCUCAUUUGCAGUGUCUUCAUUUGUUUCAACUCGUCCACACCUCAUUGAAUUACCACUCUGGCAGUGUCAUAUAGGGAACAGUUCAAUGGAAAUGUAGACAGAGUCUAUAAACAAUUAUACACGGUUCAAAUAAUUGACUCUUGUGACGUUUUGCUAAUGAGCGCUAUUUUGUGGCUUAUUUCAUAGACGCAAGGAUUCCUUCAAAUAUUGCUGGAUAUACAAUGCUGCUUUUAGUAGUGAUGCUUCAAAACACUUUCCAUGCUGUACACACUGAUAGUGUACAUCAUUGCUACUGGGACGAGAGUUGGCAGAGCUGGAAUAUAGUUACUAGCCAUCUUUCAAGCCUCCAACAGGGGCUAAUUUGACAUGUAUUUACUCUGUACUCGCUUGGAAUUUUGCAACUACGUUUAUCCAAUCUCCCAGAAUAUACAGGGUACCCAAGCCAGGACGCGGGAUAAACGGGAUAAACCUCGCGCUUCUACUUGCUGCUGCAGCGAUAAUAAGCAAUGUUCGCCUCGGGGUUCCGCCGCCGCGACGCAUAGAGAGCCAAUCCCAGGCGCUCCUGGACUGACCACCUGCGGAUGCUAACGGUGAUGCUAACGGUGAUGGUCACGGCUCGGGUUGUGACAGAAGCUGCCCGCACAGCGCUAAGGCCCUCCAAGAAUAGGUGUCAUCCAUGCCAGAGCUUUCUAUAUCUGAGCAAUGAGAAGCUCAGAUUUACCAACUUUUGUCGAGCAAUAUUGUAACACUAUAUACCUCUUGGCGCUGGGAGAGGGGAAAUUGGCUGCUCGUUGCUGCUCUUUUCUGUCCUUUUUGCCUGCGGCUUCUGUGUCACCUAAUGCUGUACUUCCUACACCCAGCCCAAACAUCGGGAGAGCAGCAGGACAGCAGUACCAGUGAUACCAGAGAAGAAUGCUUCCCACCACCGCUUCAGCCAUUACGCGCUUCCUAAGUACACAAUGAGCGUCCGCCAGACGUUUGUCGCGACCGUCCUUAUUGCCGUUUAUGCUGGUGCAAGAGCAAGUAUACCAGAUUGCGCGAGCAAAUGUUUCCAAACCGCUGUGAACGACCAUGCUUGCGACCAAUGGCUGUCCGAUGUUGACUGUUGCCGGAGCGACGCUUUCAUUCUUUUGAUAUACAACUGCAUCUAUGAUGAGUGCAGCCGGCAGCCCUUUGAUGAAGCGUGGAGUCAUCUCAGGGAAGAAUGUGACAAGGUCGAUGUUUAUAUUCCUCCCGCCCACUUUGUCCCGCUUCCUGAACCUACUUCGACCAGCAGUACGGAAACAACCAGCAGCACCACGACAACCAGCAGGUCCAGCACAUCCACCGCCUCUGUGCCGAUAACUACAUCGACAGCUGCAUCGGCCGCUGCGUCGACAACAGAAACUCCACCCACCGAGCCUCUAACUACGGGAACAACUACCACAGGCCCCAAGGCCAAUACCAUCCCUAGUGGCUCAGAUGCCUCAAACGACGACAAUGGAAGCGGCGGUCUUAACUCCAGUACAAAAGUAGUAAUUAUCGUCCCUCUCGUACUUGUCGCUCUGGCAAUAGCAUUGUUUUUUUUCCUCCGUCGACGCCGGAAGAAAGCCACCCCAUCCAGCACAGAGGCACCAAAUAACGCAGCUCACGAAAAUAAGUCACUGGUUCACGAGAUUUCAGGGACAGAAAUUAGCAGAGGUAGCAGGUACAGGUAUGCAGCGGAACUAGAAGCAGUCGAAGCCAGCAGAGCAGGAGGGACCACACUGCCUCCACCCAAUUCAACCAUGACGCCAUAUAUAGCAGGCAUGGACUCGCAUACCAACCUGACCGGCCGUCCACAGCGAGUUGGAAACCAAGCCGCCGCCAGUGCGAGCCACACUAGCGUUGUAAUAAAUCAUCAACCUAAUGACCCUCGCACUUCGGGUACUCCUGCACCAGCAGCAAUACCGCUCGCAUAUUCACCACCCACCACAAGCCCCGUAUCAAGCUCGAGUCCGCCAGUGUCCCCAAUUCAACCGCAAGGCACAAGCAAUUUCUCAUCACAGCAGAUGUCAAUGAUCGAGCCGUCUCUUAAUGUUUCGCUAGAAGAAAGCAGGGAGAUACAAAGGCUUCUUGCGAGUCUGGAGGCAGUAGAACGGCGGAAACGCGAGAGUGCUUCACGUGCGCAAAUGCUGGAGCGGGAAGAAGCUGCAGUGCGAGCGGAAGAGAAGGCGCUAUUGGAGGAGAUUCGGAAGAGAACUGGGAAACUCUCGCAUGGAAGUGUAUCGCCCAGUCCUGGACCGGUCUAACAUAAAGAUUUAUUUUUUGAUUAGCAACUUGACGCUUGUGAAAAAUAAAAAUAUAUAUAUCAAAAGCAGGGGGAACAUCCAACAUCCGUUCCAAUCAGUAAUUUUACUGCGGGAGCGACGUUCGCACGCUCAGGCUGGUUAAAACGGCAUGGAGUUGGAAGGCUUUUUCACUGAACUCGAUUAAAACAUCCAAACAAAGCAACAAAACGUCCCCUUUACCGGGAUCUCAACGAUACUUCCCAACGGACACAUCGAGAUUCAGUGCUUGAGGUUGCGGGAAGAAGAAAGGGACGGAGGAUGAGAAAAACGUGGAAUUUAACCAUCGCCCGUUACACCCACCGCCCAGCCACCAACCACCCAUCCCCAUACCAUACCACACAUCUACAGUACCUUUCAUAGUUCGCCCAUUUCAUCCUACGGGCAUGGCUUGCCACGGGGGGGGGGGUGCGCUUCACACGUAUAUUUAAAUAUCACACACAGUUUUUUUUUUUUUAUUUCUUCCACAUUUCAAUGUUUGAUAUCGAUAUCCCACCCCAGCCUUGCAUUUUUAGAAUUAACACAUAAGAUGGACAUUCCAAUGGUCAUCAUUCCAACCCAGACUUAGCAUUCAUCUAGAGAUGAUCUCAGUCUACAUCGGCGGCUGGUUUGCGGGAUUUUGAAAAGUGAAAAGGAGAAGGGGACAAAAGCACAAAGCACAUCUCACAAGCGGCCCCCCCCCCUUUCUACUUCCCUCAGAGUACUCCCGCACUUCCUGUCUACCCUUUCCAUGGAUGAUGAACUCCCAAACCUCGACAUACCCCCACAGAAUAAACAGGCCGACUAACUUACUCAAAAAAUCUAUCUAUCUCCUCAGUCAACCCCCUCAUCCUUUUCCUUUGUCACUCGAUACUGAAUCUCCACCGGCCCUGUACAGUCUGUACUUGAGUCCUACUAUUCUAUUCACAUUCCCGCCACAUCGGCUACAUAAGUGAUGAUUUCAUGGAGUUUCCGUAAUCCGGUGCGCAAAUUUUUCUUUUUGUGGCUUUAUUGCUACAUCGGAUAUUUGGUUAUGUUGUAUAGGAUCUGAUUGUAUUCUGUUUCGUGCUUCUUCUUCUUUUUACCUGUUUAUUUUUAUUUUUAUUUUUAUUUUUUUUAAAUCUCCUCAUUUGUAUUUCAGUGUGACAUCUAAGUGUGUACAUGUACAUAUACAUGUACAGCCUUAAGAUAGUCAAGUCAAAUAAUAACAUCUUCAUAAACCAGCCAGCAAAAUGAGAAUUUCAUCUGCCUGUCUGUAUCUGCGUACAUUUUUUACUUGAAUGAUAAAGGUACUCUUGACUACAUGUAUCUUGAUUUUUAAUAUAUAUAUAUAUAU
Molecule: messenger RNA, 5133 nt
Organism: Blastomyces dermatitidis ER-3
Lineage: Eukaryota; Fungi; Ascomycota; Eurotiomycetes; Onygenales; Ajellomycetaceae
Exons: 2
Coding region: 2472-3782 (436 amino acids)
Source: RefSeq, a predicted model, not a curated record